Messenger RNA from Musa acuminata subsp. malaccensis (wild Malaysian banana), 821 nucleotides. RefSeq names its product vegetative cell wall protein gp1-like. NCBI's taxonomy places the organism in Eukaryota, Viridiplantae, Streptophyta, Magnoliopsida, Zingiberales, Musaceae. The record is from RefSeq and is a predicted model, not a curated record.
AGGUUCUUCGCCUGCCUCUCUUUCAGAUCUCCAGUCGGCUGCUUGCGAGUGUUGCUCUCCCAUGGCAGCGGUAGCGGCCCGCUCCCCCUCGCCACCGGCAUUGCUGAUCUCCGUCGUCCUCCUCCUCCUUCUUUCGACUGCCGAUCUCGCUUUCUCCUUGGUCGCACCGUCGAGCUCGCCCUCGCCGGUUGCCGGAGGGCCCGUCCAGUCGCCUCCCGCACCCUCGCCGGAUUCUAUUCCGUCUCUCUCCCCGUCCCCCGAGAACUCUCUCCCCCCUCUGGCGCCGCCAUCGGAGGUGUCCUCGCCUGCCCCUACCCCUACCCCGUCCGCGACGCCGCCCCCAGCGCCGGUGCCGAGCAACGAGGAGAUCCGAUCCGGGGAGGAUGCCGACCAAGCUGACGAGGACGUAGGAGGGGGAGGGAUGAGCGGGGGAAAGAAGGCGGGGAUCGCGGUGGGUGUGAUAAUGGCGGCAGCGGUGCUGGCGGCGGGGGUGGUGCUGUACAAGAAGCGGCAGGAGAACAUCCGGCGGUCCAGGUACGGGUAUGCAACCCAAAGGGACAUGCUUUGAGAUUGAUAAAUUCAUUGAUUGAUGGCGAUCACUCGAGUACAUUACGAGCAUUUGGGAGAAGAAAUAGAGAUAAAUUUGAUUCCCUUUUUUUUUUUUGUUUCUUAUCUAUACCAAUGUUUGAUCUCUUUGUUAGCCUUUUUGAUCUAUUUCAUAGUCGCCAUAUAGACAUCGUGUGAUUUAGUCUUUGAUCAUUGACUUGGUUAAAUAUGAUCUGAGCCAUAUAAUUGUUUGUAAAGCUUGUAUUUUGAGAUGG